Pecten maximus is the source of this 11943-nucleotide messenger RNA. Its product is annotated as sucrase-isomaltase, intestinal-like. The record is from RefSeq and is a predicted model, not a curated record. Gene Ontology annotation, biological process: carbohydrate metabolic process. NCBI's taxonomy places the organism in Eukaryota, Metazoa, Mollusca, Bivalvia, Pectinida, Pectinidae. Gene Ontology annotation, molecular function: alpha-1,4-glucosidase activity; carbohydrate binding.
GAGGUGGCCGAUUUUAGAAGAAACGCUUGUUUUGAUUGGCUGUUUGGAAAGUCACUGAGGCUCGCCAUUGGGUGGCAUAUUUCUGUAGGUAGUUACAUCAAAGAUAUGUACGAAGUACUUAACUGAUGAUAACGUCGAUAGUAUAUGACUUCGAGUGAUUUUAGUCUUUAGUGAAAAACUACAUAAGUCCGUCCCGUAAAGCAUUAACAGUGAUUUUUCUACAUGGCGCAAAUGAUGAAUUAACAAAAUUGCGUCCUUUUUCUGAUUCGGAGUGUUUGUGCAAUUGCCAAAAAUGGUGGAUUGUAGCAAAAAACGGAUAGCUAUAGUAGCAUUAGUUGUGAUAGUUUUAGCAGCACUUAUAGCACCUAUAGCGUAUUUCGUGACGAGAGAGGACAAACGAAAAACCGACAAGACGCCAUCUGUCGUUACUCCUGCUAUAGCAGGUGAACCACAACGGCUGUCGGACAGGAUCAACUGCAUUCCGGAGAGUGAAGGAAACGUUGUCAAGAUAACAAAAGAUCUGUGCGAAGAUAGGAACUGUGAAUUUAUUCCUGCAACUACAACCUUGAAUGCUGCCUGUGUAUUCCCAGUUCGGAAGGAGUCCGGGUUUUCCGUAGUUGGAAAUGAAAUUCCCACAAGUAUGGGAUGGAAGGUCUACCUCCAACAGAAAGGAUUACCUGCAUUCAACAGUACUCCAUUUAAAAGACCGUACUUUGAGGUUCAGAUGCCUGACGAAAAUCUCAUUCGAUUCAAGUUUGAUGACGAAGGCGAGAACAGAUUCCAUGUCCCGAUUAAUCUUCAAAUGGAAGGUCAAAAGACAAACAAGAUGGCGUACGAACUGACGAUAACAGACAGAGAAAACUUCGCCUUCCGGAUCACCCGGAAGUCGUCGGGAGCUGUUUUAUUUGACACAUCUGUUGGAGGACUGUCUCUAUUGGAUCAGUUUCUACAGCUCUCCACAGUAUUGCCCUCGGAGAACGUGUACGGAUUCGGAGAAAAUAUCCACGAGUCUUUCCGUCACGACCUCAAUUUUCGUUCGUGGCCGAUGUUCUCCCGGGAUCAGCCGCCAUUCCACAAGAAAAAUUCGAACUUAUAUGGUGUCCAUCCUUUUUAUACGUGUGUUGAACCAGAUGGCAAUGCGCACGGAGUUCUACUUCUCAACAGUAAUGCGCAAGAUUACUCAUUUACACCUCACCCAAUGCUAACUUACCGGACGAUAGGAGGCGUCCUGGACUUCUACAUGUUUCUGGGACCCUCCCCCGAGAACGUCAUCCAGCAAUAUACCCAUGCAGUUGGAAGACCUUUCAUGCCGCCAUACUGGUCUUUAGGAUUCCAGCUUUGUCGCUAUGGCUACAAUAGUUUAGAGAAUUUGAUGGCUGCUGUCAAUAGAACACGUGACUAUGGUAUUCCUCAUGAUGUACAAUACGCCGAUAUUGACCACAUGAAUAAUUCCAAGGAUUUCACGGUCAACCAUGUGGAUUUCGCUGGUUUGAAUGAUUCAUUUACUGCUCUCAGAAAAGGUGGAAUGAGAACGGUUAUUAUGCUGGACCCGUGUUUUGUCAGCAAUGUGAGUGGCUAUGAACCUUACGACCGUCUUACUCAGAUCAGAGGGGGAGUGAUGUGGCAUGGUGGCGUAGAGAACGACACCAAGGACACUACUGGAGCAAUCCUCGGUUAUGUUUGGCCGAACGGAAAAGUUGUAUUUCCAGAUUUUUUUAAGAAUUCGACCCGAAAUCUGUGGAAAAAUCUUGUGUUGGAACACAGAAAACGUCUGAUUUUCGACGGUUUGUGGAUUGACAUGAACGAACCGGCAAAUUUUGGUACAAACCAAGAUAGACCUUUCAACUGGAAUGAAAAUGUCAAGCCAUACUGGUCAUUGAAAUGUCCCAGGAGUAAAUAUGAUGAUCCGCCGUAUCGAACAAUGGCCGCUUAUGUUCAUGACGGUGAUGAUUAUAAGGACGCGGCAGCACGUUUAUCAAACAAGACGAUUUGUAUGGUGGCCACGCAGGGCAAUAACGACGAGCUUCUUCACUACAAUGUCCAUAGUUUGUAUGGGCGGAUUCAGUCCCCGCCGACAAUCAGCGCGUUGAGGGAGGCUAGUGGGGAACGUAGCAUGGUCCUUUCCCGAAACACAUUUCCCGGAAGUGGCAAGUAUGUUGGGCACUGGCUAGGGGACAAUGACAGCGCAUGGCCGGGCUUGGCGUCAUCAAUCAUCGGUAUGCUGGAGUUCAAUUUGUUUGGGAUUCCUUAUAUAGGAGCAGACAUUUGCGGAUUCUUCGGUGAUACUACGGUUGAGUUAUGUAAACGUUGGAUGCAGCUUGGUGCGUUUUAUCCCUUCUCCAGGAAUUACAAUACUCUUGAUUCUACUGUGGAACAAGAUCCAGGUGCAUUAGGGGAGGACGUUGCCAGGGCGUCACGUGAUGCCCUAGAGACACGCUACUGGCUCCUUCCAUACCUUUACACAUUAUUCCACAACGCGCAUGUGCAUGGCAACACAGUCGUCAGACCUAUGCAUCAUGAAUUUCCGUUGGAUGAUGUAGCUCUCGGAAUUGACCGGCAGUUCUUGUGGGGAAGAUCUCUCCUCAUCUCUCCCAUCUUGGAACAGGGACAGACCAAACUGGUGUAUUAUGUACCGGAAGGCCGUUGGUACGACUUUUACAAGCCCGGGAGCUUUGUGGAAGGACCAAAAAUGAACGAAAUGUCUGUGGACGGCAAUUCUCCGAUAUCUCUGCAUGUUCGUGGAGGAAGUAUCCUCCCAAUGCAGGAACCAGCAAGAAACACCACAUACAGUCGAAAGAACGCGAUGAAGUUACUAGUAGCCCUAGACAAACCCGACCUAGAAGGAGGGUCGGCCGAAGGAGAGCUGUUCUGGGAUGACGGGACUUCCAUUGAUACGUUUGAAAAUGGAAAAUACAUCUUGAUGAAGUUCCUUGCUGAAGAUCAAAUCCUGUCGAUGACCGUUGUUGGGGGUUCACCUGAGUUGGCAAACGACCUGGUCCUGACCACUGUUCAUGUCUAUGGUGUGUCGACCAACGUUCAUGACAUCCACAUCAUAACGUCUAACGAAUACCACACCAACUUUACGUACGACUCCGAAAACCAGGUUCUGAUUGUACGAAAUCUAAACCUGUCGCUCAACACGACAUUCCAGUUUCAUUGGAUUGAUGGUAAUCAAAGGAUUGAUUGCUAUCCGGAACGUCUCGGUGGCCAAAUUGAUGUAACGGAAAAGACGUGUUCCGAACGUAAUUGUCUGUUCCACCCAACUGACGACAAUGCCCCAGAUUGCUACUUUCCACCAGAUUAUGGUUUUAUAGCAGGGAACGAAAUUCAAACAGAAACAGGCUGGGCGGUUAACCUGCGUGGAAGGGGAAAGCACCCUUUCCUAAAAGCUAUUGAUAUCAUUACGUUCGCUGUUGAAAUGUUGGAUAACGCCAUGUUGAAAUUUAAGAUAUAUGAUCCAAGAAAGUCUCGGUACGAAGUUCCAUUAAAAAUGAAUAUUCCUUCUCCAACACGACGGCCUGCAGAUCCACGCUAUGAUAUCAUCGUGACCAACAAGAAUCCUUUCCAUUUUCAAGUGAUAAGGAAAAGCACAGGGGACAGUUUUGUAAGUAACUCAUCUUCAUUAUGGGACACGAGUGUAGGCGGUCUGACGUUUGAGGACCAGUUCCUUCAGAUCGCGACUAGGCUUCCAUCUCGGAACGUUUAUGGAUUCGGAGAAAACGUGCACACGUCCCUUAAACAUGACAUGAACUGGACCAUGUGGCCGAUGUUCGCCAGGGACCAACCUCCAGGCUCAGGCAAAAAUCCAAGGGAUCCAAAGAAUCUGUAUGGCGUUCAUCCGUUUUACACGUGUAUGGAGGAGGAUGGUCACUCCCACGGAGUCCUGCUUCUCAACAGUAACUCCCAAGACUACGCUUUUACGCCGUUACCGAUGCUGAUUUAUAGGACCAUUGGUGGAAUACUGGAUUUCUACAUGUUUCUGGGACCGGAACCGGAAACUGUUAUUCAGCAAUACACAGGGGUAAUAGGCAGACCAAUGAUGCCGCCAUAUUGGGCCUUAGGAUUUCAGCUGUGUCGCUAUGGGUACGAAAACAUCUCAAAUCUACAGGCUGCUGUGGAAAGAACGCUGUCUGCAAAGAUUCCAUUUGAUGUACAAUAUGCCGAUAUAGAUCAUAUGGACGAACAGAAAGACUUCACAAUAGAUCAGGAAAAUUUCAGUGGAUUGCAGGAAUACUUCAGCGAGCUUCGCGAUAAAGGCAUGAGAACCAUUAUAAUAUUGGAUCCGUGUCUGUUGGCUAAUAAGACGUAUGAACCGUACCAGAAGAUGAGCAAUCAAGACGGACUCGUCACAUGGCCGGCGAAUUAUGCUGUGCCAAAUGACAGCUCGGACGGAAAUGGAGCGCUUCUUGGCUAUGUUUGGCCAAAUGGAAAAGUAGUUUUUCCUGACUUCUUCAAGACGAGGACACAAGACGUAUGGAUAAGUCUCAUCACCAAUCACUCGCAGGAACUUCCUUUUGAUGGAUUAUGGAUCGAUAUGAAUGAGCCGGCAAAUUUUGGUACCAACGAGGAGCGUCCGUGGAAUUGGCCAGCCAAUACUACUGAUUGGAGCUUAAAGUGUAAAGAAGGUGACCCAUAUGAGGAUCCCCCGUAUAGAUCAAUGGCUGCUUUUCAGUCCGACGAUAGUAAAAAUCUUCAUCGAAUAUCGGAGAAGACGAUUUGCAUGGUUGCCAGACAAGGUGAAAAUGACAUUUAUCGUCAUUACGAUGUGCAUAAUUUGUAUGGCUGGAGUCAAUCCAAACCAACACUUGACGGUCUCCAAAGGGCACACAGUGGCAAACGGGGUGUAGUUAUCUCUAGAUCAACCUUUCCAGGCAGUGGACAAUAUGUUGGACACUGGCUAGGGGAUAACUCGGCUGACUGGGAUCAUUUAAGACUAUCUGUCAUUGGUAUCAUUGAAUUCAAUUUGUUUGGGAUACCGUACAUUGGAGCAGACAUAUGCGGGUUCUUUGGAAAACCGUCAGCGGAGUUGUGCAAGAGAUGGAUGCAACUUGGCGCAUUCUACACUUUCAGCAGAAACCAUAACACUAAAGGGCCGCCAGACCAGGAUCCUGCAGUUUUUGACGAAAGUGUUACUAAAGCUUCCCGUGAAGCUAUGGAGACAAGAUACUGGCUUCUUCCAUACCUGUAUACUCUUUUUCACCAUGCCCAUGUACUGGGCAACACUGUUAUCCGACCACUCCAUCACGAAUUUCCCUCAGAUCGAGCAACUUACGGUAUUGACAGACAGUUUCUAUGGGGACCUGCCCUGCUAAUAUCGCCUAUAUUAGAGGAGGGCCAGGACGAGGUAAGGGCAUACUUACCACGUGGGACAUGGUACGAUUUUUACUCAGGGAAGCAUUAUGGAGACCAAUAUCUUCCUGUUCCGGUUGAUCAAGAUUCAAAGAUUCCCUUACAUAUCCGAGGAGGGUAUGUGAUCCCUAUGCAAGUUCCUGCCAAUAAUACCGUAUACAGUAGAAAAAACACAUUUGCCAUAACAGUUGCUCUAUCCUCGGACGGUAAACGCGCCUCAGCAGAGGGAGACAUAUUCUUCGACGACGGUGAAGCAAUAGAUUCAUACAAAAGUGGCAAUUAUGGCUUUGCUAAAUUUAUUGCUACCGAGAGAGGAUUGAAACUUCGCGUGGGACGAAUAUUCUCAUCAACAGAAGAUACAUUUGCUGUUGGUGAGAUCCGUGUUCUUGGAAUCAGAGAAAAGAUCACUGUAGCGUAUAUAAACGGCAGCUUACAACAUCACGAUGUUCGCCACCAUCAAACAAAUAAUACUCUCAUCAUUUCAAAUCUAGCUCUCAGCAUGACCGAGGAAUUCAAUAUUGAAUGGUUUACUGAACGUAAGUUAGAAACAUAUGAGAUGGAAAGGAUAAGCUGUUAUCCAGACCUGGAUAACACAGCAUCGUCUGAGAGUGCGGCAGACGUGUGUCGGCUACGAGGCUGCAUAUGGAAUAACACAUUCCACAAAAACAUUCCACCAUGCUACAUCAACAAGACCAGUCACGGAUACAUAAAUAACGGCACGCGAAGCUACUUCGAUGAAAAUAACAUGGUACUUAAAUGGAAAAACAAGACGAAGUUAUUUGGAGGUAAUAUACCGUAUGUGGAAUUCGUAGUACAAAACAUAUCUGAAAACAUUCUGAGACUGAAAUACAUGGACUUGGAAUACAGAAGGUAUGAAGUUCCUAUUACAGUCAAUCGAACAAUAUCAAGAAAGAAACAAGACGACGAUUAUCGUGUAGAAUAUGGGGAGAACAAUCAUGGAACAUUCUUCGUAAAAGUUAUACGACAAAGUACUAAUACGGUAAUUUGGGAUACGUCUCUAGGAGGGUUCACUUUCGCCGAACAGUUCUUGCAGAUGGUUGUCAAGUUACCCUCAAAAAACAUGUAUGGAUUUGGUGAGAAUAGACAUUUUUCAUUCCAGCAUGACUUUGAAUUCAAACGUUGGCCAAUGUUUUCCCGCGAUAAUGGCGUGAAUUGGGGUGAUUAUGCAAACCUUUAUGGCGUGCAUCCAUUCUAUCUAAACAUCGAAGAUUCUAGUGGAAACGCUCAUGGAGUUUUACUGCUUAACAGUAAUGCUAUGGAAAUAGAACUGAAUCCUCUACCUUCUCUAACCUACAGAACAAUCGGGGGCAUCCUAGACUUUUAUAUCUUUCUAGGGCCGACACCGGAACAGGUAAUUCAGCAGUACACUAGUGUUAUUGGUCACCCGUAUUUACCUCCCUACUGGUCUCUUGGGUUCCAACUUUGCCAAUAUGGGUAUAAUAAUCUUCAGGCAAUGAAAGCGGCCGUAGACAGAACAAAAUCGGCUGAUAUUCCCCAUGAUGUACAAUAUGCCGACAUAGAUCAUAUGCAAGAAAGGAGGGACUUCACAAUAGAUCAAGCCAAUUUUGGUGGUCUUCAGGAGUAUUUCAAGGAGUUACAAAGCAAUGGCAUGCGUACCAUUAUCAUACUGGAUCCAGCAUUGAUUACAAAUGUCACCGAUUAUCUCCCUUAUAUAAAGGGAGUUGAGAAGGACAUUUUUAUUCAGUGGCCUAAUGCAACGUCGAGUCCAGAUUACCACGAAUUCAAUCGAACGGAUAUGCUAGGUUAUGUAUGGCCUCAAGGUAAAGUUGUAUUCCCAGACUUUCUGAACCCUGAAACACGGGACUAUUGGCGGGAUUUAAUCGUGAACCAUCAUAAAAACCUGUCGUUUGAUGGUCUGUGGAUAGACAUGAACGAGCCGGCUAACUUUGGUACAAACGAGGAGCAUCCAUGGAAUUGGGACGAGAACGUGAAACCGUACUGGUCGUUGAAAUGUCCAACUUCUCGAUGGGACGAUCCUCCAUAUAAACCGAAAGCGAUAUUCGGACCUCGACUGUCAGAGAAAACAUUGUGUAUGGUGGCAGUACAGGACAACCACAGAUAUUUGCAUUACGACGUUCACAGUUUGUACGGCUGGAGUCAGACAGAGCCCACUCUUCAUGCUCUUAGAGAAUCAACUGGGGAAAGGGGAAUUGUCAUUUCGCGAUCAACGUAUCCGUCCAGUGGUCGUUAUGCGGGGCAUUGGCUUGGUGACAAUGACAGCGCAUGGUCAGACCUUCAUGAUUCUGUUAUAGGUAUACUGGAGUUUAAUCUCUUUGGUAUCCCAUAUAUUGGAGCAGAUAUCUGUGGGUUCUUUGGAAAUUCAACAUCGGAGCUAUGUGAACGCUGGAUGCAGCUUGGCGCCUUCUAUACAUUCUCUAGGAAUCACAACACCAUUAAUACAUCACCCCAAGACCCGGCGUACUUUGGUCCCGGAGUGGCAGCCUCCUCGCGACGGGCACUUGUGGUGCGCUACACGUUGCUUCCUUACCUUUAUACGUUAUUUUACCACGCGCAUGUCCACGGGGGUACCGUCAUUCGGUCUUUAGCGCACAAUUUUCCGAGUGAUCCAACCACUUGGUCCAUUGAUACACAGUUUAUGUGGGGACAGGCCUUCAUGAUUACUCCAGUUCUGCAUCAAGGCAGAACAGAGUUAGACGUUUAUUUUCCCGUUGGUCGUUGGUUUGACUAUUAUACUGGUGAAGAGAUGAAUGUCUCCUCUUCGUUCAAAGUUGUACCAGCACCUCAUGAUGUCAUUCCAUUGUUUGUAUAUGGAGGACGCAUAUUGCCCACACAGCUCUCAGCAAACACUACUGCAUAUAGUAGGCGAAACCCAAUGAGUUUACUCGUAGUGUUAAAUGAAAACGGAUCAGCCGAAGGAAAUUUAUUUUGGGAUGACGGAAAAUCUAUUGACACUGUUGAAAAUCAUCAAUAUUACCUCUUGUCCUUCUCAUUCAAAUCAAAUAAUCUCUCUAUGACAGUUGAUCAAAAGCCGCUAAAUGCAGACACCUUUGCUGACACUCUUUUUAUCAAGAAUGUUACAAUUUACGGCGGAAACGUGUGGAACACUAUUAGUGUAAACAGUAGGCCUCAUAGUGAUUUCCUUAGGGAUGAUCUUCUGAAUGUAUGCUAUGUUACAAAUUUGAAUUUAGCUGUGAAGGAUACCUUUUUAAUUUCAUUCCAAUGACAUUGAUAUCACCUGCAUAAUUUGAUAAAGUUACAUAAUGAUUGUGUUUAGUUCAUCGAUAAUAUCCAUGAUUUCAAUUAAUAUUGACUAAAAUUCUGAUAUGUCUGUAUAUAGUAUCACAUGAAACAGAAUGGUCUUCCUACGAUGUAUGAUAAAGUAUUCUGUAUAUAAAGAGCACUAAAACGUGUUUCAUUAAUCAUGAUCACUUUCUGUAAAGUGUUUGCUUGUGUUGAGUUUAUUUACAUUUACACUUGUUCAGAUAUAGAAAACAUCUAGGUUAUAAUUAGUAUAAUUUCCCAAAAUUUGAUGGCGUUUGAAUAUAGGAGUUUCACAAAAUGCAAUAUCUAUUAAUUUCAUAGCUGAAAUCCACGUUUGGGGAUUUUGAACAAAUCUCACUAUACAGAUUAAAAAAGAUAACCGAUCGUUGCUAUUUGAUGUAUUUGAUGAUGAUUAGAAAUACACAAAACGUUAAAAUAAAGAGCCUGUGACGUCAUCCACGUGAUAUCAUUCCAAAUUAUUAGUUAUGAUCCGCCAAUCAUAUCACAUAUGGUUGUUAGGGUUGACAAAAUAAUUACCUACGUUUGAUAUCUAUUUUUACACUAAUAUGCUUGUCCAUGAGCUGAACCAAAACGUGUGUGCAUGAUACAUAUCAUUUGUUAACAGUUCAUGAACUCUGAUCUUGAGAUUCACUUAUAGGAGAGGGAGGAUAACAGUUGCUUCAUAGUUAAUAUCUCUGAUUUUCUGUCACAUUAAUGAUAAGAAAUUCUUAAUAUUCUUGAUAAAUACAGUCAAAUGUCCGACAGCCUAUAAUGCUUCGCCGUAACCUGCAUGUCACGUUUUAAAUCGUUUAAAUAGUAACACCAUUCAGAAAAAUGCAAAUGUACCCGAAGUUAUUUUGAAACCCAAUAUUAAAAACUAAUGAAAUCGGUUGAAUUUUGGGACUACUGCACCUUCCCAUCAAGGUAGCCUCCUUACGACAGGCCCUUCGCAUCCGUUGAGUCCUUGAAGGAUGAAGCUGCUGUUUGGUCAUUUUUUUUCCAUUUUUGCCUCCAACUAAAUAAGAUAAUAGUGAUAUCCAUUGUGUUAAAAGUAAAGUAAUAGAGCUCUCUAACUUCAGGUAGAAGAGUUUUUAUAGAGAUGUCUAGCCAUGUAGAUUGGUUAUAGUAAGUAAGGAUUACACGAUAUGUAUAAUUCCUUCAUAUUCAAAUAAGUGUACUAACAUUGAUUUGUGUAAUUGGAAUCACAUGUACCUAGCUAGGAAUACGGUUAGCAUUGUUCCAGUAUUUACAUACAUAACUACAAUGUAACGAUUAAAUACAUACUCAAUAAAUCCAAAGCAGUUAGUAUAGAAAUCCGAGUGUCGCUGCUAGAUUUAUGUUAGACUGUUAAUCCGCUGGCAUUAAUCUGAUUUUGUGUACUUUACCUUAUGUGGCAAUGACCGGAUUUUUGUAAAGUAAAAGUAAAUUGGUACCACAAACAUACAGUGGACAGAUAUAUGUGUAGCUGCCGACAACUUCAUAGAGUAGGAGAGACAAUGGAAUCACACGGGCAUCGCGACAAGUUGAGGUACUCCAGUGAACAACGGCCGUGCUAACAAAAACCCAAGGAUGUGGACUAUCUACAAAGGAAUAGCAGAAAUGGAUUUUAUCAGUAAGCAGAACAGUCGUAACGAUUUCCUGUUGUGAAAAUGUGUUUUUUUAUUUGUAAGUGAAAGAGGAGAAAGAAUACUGAUUGAACAAUGGCUAACCCGACAAUUGUGAUACAGUCUCCAAAUGAGCACACAAGAUGGAUGAAAGUGAAAGCAAAUCUUCUGAGAAGUCCAAUGAUGGUGUCUAGCUUACGACAUUCAAAUACAGACAAAAACACGCAAAACGUUAACAAAUGGAAAAGGGUAUCGUCUGCAGUACUUGCAGCUUCGCGCGGAAACACUACUCUGAAUGAUACCGGAAGUAGGGAAUCAUCUAUGGGCCCUUUGGGGAUUUCAAAGCGUCCAUCCAUUUGUAAUUCAACACACUCUUUGUGUUCCAAUAAUUCAAACCAGAGUAACAACUCCCGUUUCUCUGUACGGCGUGGAAAUACAAAACGAACCGGAAGUGGGGCUUACCCGAAGAAAAAGGUCAAUUUAUUGCCUGGGCGGAUGGUUGUUAAAGCAUGGGAAGAACCAGGCAUGAUGGGGCAUGGACAAACAGAGGACACAGUUGUUGCUGAAAUCGCUGGGAAAAGACGAAAUAUUGUAGGACUAGAACUAAUACAUAGGUUAUUUCAAAUAUGGCAGCCGCAACUGGCCAAGUCUUGGAGACCUCCUGCGAAGCCAGAAACGCCGCCAUUGAUGAUACGAUAUCGCACCAGAUCACCUAGGUGUAGACCGCCUACUCCAAAACACGAGUAAAUAUAUUCAUUGAUGUAGUUAUAGGACAGUUUCACCACUCAUCAAGCCGUAUUUUAUCCCUAAACAUGGAUUAUGGAAUAUCAAUAAGUGCGUCUACGUUCACCAGGGGCUUUGAUAACAGUGUUUUACACGUUCUUCUCUAUAGAUUAGCAAACACGGUCGUUGGGGUUAAUCAAAAUCCUCUUACGUAAUCUUUUGAACAUGUCUUUAAAACCAAUGUUUAUAUGUUUAUUUCCUUAAAUAUGGAUAUAAAUGUACAUUGACGAUUGUGUACAUGUGUUAAGAGCUUAUUUAUAGUGCGCCUUUGUUUGAGCUGCGGUGCCAUUAUGUAAACAAACGGAAAAGUGUUUCGGAUCAUAAAUCCACCAAGUAGGUAAUACUACCAACAAUGCAUUUGUCUAAAUCAAUAAUUUCUUUGUAGUUUUUUUUUUUUAUGGUUUGGACGGCGAUGAAAUAGCCUUUUAUAAGUCUUAAAUAAGCUUUUACGUUUCUUAGAUAAGAUUGAUUUACAUUUUCAAUUGAACUAAACAUCGUUUGAUAUCUCAGCACUUGAGGUUAAGGUGUUAGAUAGAAGAAAUAGAGGGUGAUGAUCAAUUUCCUAAUUUUCAAUUUUGGGUUUAGGAUAUUUUUUAAAGAAUAUAUCAACACAUGUAGAUAUUCUGAGCAGAUAACAUUGCUCAAAUUUGUCAUGCAGGACAAUGACCAACCUCGGGGUCUCAAAGGCUAUAAACAGGACUAAUAGACCAGCAACCUCAAAGAAUUCAUAUUGCAGCUGAUCAAAAUGGCAUGUCUAAUCUUGAUUUCUUGUCAACCUAAACUUAUAAAAGGUUGAAUAUGUUCGUGGUGACCAUACUACCCAUUUUCAAAUUGAGAAAACGCGAUAUCCGAAUGGCUAUCGAAAUUAUAAUUUGUAUUAAUAGCAUUUUAACUUUUUUUUUUAUAUGAAAGAUACUAAGGAUGAAAUAAAAUGUGUAAUGAA